Messenger RNA from Coccinella septempunctata (seven-spotted ladybird), 1818 nucleotides. RefSeq names its product N-lysine methyltransferase KMT5A (gene Set8). The coding region runs from base 287 to 1297 and encodes 336 amino acids. The record is from RefSeq and is a predicted model, not a curated record. Gene Ontology annotation, molecular function: protein binding; histone H4K20 methyltransferase activity. Lineage: Eukaryota; Metazoa; Arthropoda; Insecta; Coleoptera; Coccinellidae. The transcript is spliced from 7 exons.
CUACCGUUAUGUUAGGCCGUUCGGUCCUAAAUUUUCAGUUUGUUGCGUUGCGGUGCUCAAGUUCGAAUGCAUUUGUGGAAAAAUUAACAUUUUUUAGCAUAUAAGUACUUGAUAAAUUGUCUGUACUGCUUUCGCUGGAAUUAUUUUAAUGUGGCAGCUUCGAAUUCAAUAGUUUUGAUGCCUUUUCUUAAGGAAGCAUCAUUCUUCGAUAAGUAGACCGGCAACGUUGCAAACGACGCCAAGUUAACUUCACGGACGCCCUGUUCGAUCUUGCACCAGGAGCAAAAUGUUGUAUGCAGAAACCAAACAAAUGGAGAGGACGAUGAACGACGAGGCACUUAACACAAAUUAUUCUCCCAGUGCGAAGUCUCGCAGGAUUACAGACUUUUUCCAGCCUGUUGAAGCUCCUGGAGUUGUUAUAUCCAAAAAGGUUCUCACAAGAUGCACUCGAAACAAAUUGAACUUCCUCCCGGACGAGGAGGAAAUAAUACCAGCCUCCGAAAUGCCAGAUAUCGUUAUAGAACAAGAACCUAUUGAACAGGAAAUACACUCACUUCUCGUAGCCGAUGAUCAGGAAUGUUCUCUGAGGAGUCCCCCAUCGACACCGCACAGGAUUACGUUGUGCACCGAAGCCUUAGAUCAAAAACUUGACGUCAAAACGGAAUCGAAAAGUUUUCAAAAACCCAUUACAGGACCAAAAGCCCGAAGAAAAUUGAACACAAAUCGUUUCACGGUGUUAGAAGAACCCCCAAAAGCAGGUACUAAUCGUAAAUUAACAGUUAAUAAUUACUUACCGGUGAGAAAGUCCAUCAGGAAAACGAAAACGACAGUUCUCGAAGAGAAACAGAGGAUUUUGGAGAAGACUUUGAGGAACAACAUAGAGGAGGGUUUGAAAAUUAGUUAUUUCGAGGGUAAGGGAAGGGGUGUAGUGGCCGAUAAAGAAUUCAAAAGGGGAGAUUUCGUUGUGGAAUACAGCGGUGAUCUGAUAGAAAUCUCGGAGGCUAAAAAGAGGGAAGAGCUGUACGCUGCAGAUCAAAAUGCUGGUUGCUACAUGUAUUAUUUCGAACACAAUAAUCACAAAUAUUGCAUCGAUGCCACACCUGAAUCGACAAGGUUAGGAAGAUUGGUGAAUCACUCAAGGAAUGGUAAUUUAAUGACAAAAACAGUUUCCGUUGAUGGAAAGCCAAGAUUGGUCCUGAUCGCUAAGGAGGAUAUUGCGAUUGGUCAAGAAUUGCUGUACGAUUAUGGUGAUAGAUCAAGGGAAUCGCUCAAGAAUCAUCCUUGGUUAGCGUACUAGUAACGUUUGAAAAUUUAUUUAUUCCAAUAUAUCAUAAAAUUUCGAUUUCGUGUGGGUUUUAUAAAUUCACGUAUUUUAAAAUGUACAAAUUUGUUGAAUAGUAUUUUUAUAGUGUUAUUGAUUAAAAAUUGCGUAAUUUCGAGAAUUUGACAAGUUCACAUUUUUAAUUCAUGAUCUGAGCAUCUCAGUAAUUUAAUUGUUCAGGAUUUGCGUGCAUUUCUCAUUCUCAAGCAUUUUCUUAUUUUAAUUGGUCUUUUAUUGAUUCUUUUAUCACAUUUCUUAUUAAUUUAUAGCCAAAUCCCAAAUUUCGAGUAAAAAUCGUCGAAUAGUUAUUGAAAUCCGCCUAGGAUAUUAGUAAGUUCUUACAUGAUCCCUUUUAUAAUAACUUUUACUACUAUGUAGUGUCGAACGAAAUUUGGAUAUCCGACUGAUUUGUUAAGUUUUAGAUUAUGUCGAAUUUUAUUAAAAAAACAAUGUUUUGAAAUGUAGGCAACAGAUUAUGUGAAUAAAAAAAUUGAAAU